GAAGGAAAACAAUAAACACUCUUUUUCAAAAUUUCUUUAUUUUUCUAAAAGAAAAUGAAUAAAAAGACAGUUCGCAGCAAUUCAAAUUCAGCUAUUACGAAUCUUUUGACGCAAGGUGCCCAGGAAAGUGACUAUUUGCCCGUAUUUUAUGACCAAGUGGCAAAUAUUAUGCGCGGAUUCGGAGAUGCCGAAGGAAAAUACCAAAUUAAAGAGUCCGUAAUCAUGGUGGAGAAAAUCGUCAAUGCUCAACUAAAGGGAAUCCUGCAAGAAACGAUAGAUCACGCAUUUGAGGCCACAGGAAAAUUACAACCACGCCCAAAGGAUUUUGAAUUUCUGAUGCGGCGAAAUCCCGUCAAAAUACUACGAUUGCGAAAAUACUUGAAAGACCUGCAAUUUUUCAAGAAACGCGUCCGAGAUAUGCUGGGAAGUCGUUAUCAGAAUAUGGAUGAUGAUAAUUUGUUCGAGCAAUCAGACGAGGAAUCGGACCUCGAGUGGUCGGAAAAGUUUGACGAGGAAAAAACACGUCGGAUAUUCCGUGCUGACCGAAUUUCUCAAAUUUUAUCCGCUGGUUCGCAGUAUCAGGAAUACAAUGAGGCUCGACGAACGAGUUUUCUCGGUCGCAAUGCAAACUUACUGAAAACUAGGAUGCGGGAAUGGCUAAAGGUGCCGGCCGAAGUGGUGCUGGUUCCGAAAGUCUUGACCAUUUUGGCGUUUUUGGCACACGAAACAAUCGGAACUAUCGUUGAUUACUGCAUUUUGUCACGAUUAAAUUCGUCAAACAGAAAACAAGUCGAACCCUAUGACAGAGUUACGUCGUCCGGGACCUCCUUUACAAUGUUGCAUUUGUGUCCGGAAGUCACACAAGGACGAGGAGCAGAUGGCGUCAAGCCAAUUACCGUACAAGAAAUCAAGGAAGCUCUAAGGCGACAUUCACUGAUGGCAUCGAGAAAAAUGGGAAUGCAUCGCAGUGUCGCAGUUUUGGAUCAAACCUCACCUUUUCUAGCGUUGUAGGAGACUUUUCUAGAAAUUUAGAGUUAAUAAUUUUAGUUUUUAAGUAAGUUUUUAUUGUGAGCGAAAAAUAAAUGCAAGCCUGGCUUGAAAAAUGUA
Messenger RNA from Culicoides brevitarsis, 1107 nucleotides. RefSeq names its product transcription initiation protein SPT3 homolog (gene Spt3). Gene Ontology annotation, biological process: transcription by RNA polymerase II. Lineage: Eukaryota; Metazoa; Arthropoda; Insecta; Diptera; Ceratopogonidae. Bases 55 to 1011 code for a protein of 318 amino acids. The record is from RefSeq and is a predicted model, not a curated record. Gene Ontology annotation, molecular function: transcription coactivator activity. The transcript has a single exon.